Molecule: messenger RNA, 3521 nt
Organism: Nomia melanderi (Alkali bee)
Lineage: Eukaryota; Metazoa; Arthropoda; Insecta; Hymenoptera; Halictidae
Molecular function (GO): nucleic acid binding
Source: RefSeq, a predicted model, not a curated record
AUUUACAAAACAGGACGGAAGCAUUUGUUCCUCGCUCCUUUAACUCCGAAUUAUUUGGAAUCUUUUUAACCCUUUAAGAUCUAGUUACUUAUGUUACUAAAUAUUUUUAUUUAAAAUUAAAUCUUUUGUCGUAAUUCUUUAGCAAUUUGGAAUCUCCGUCGAUGACCACCGGCAGUCAACGCAUCAACGAAAAGCAAAAUGAAUGAAAUCGAAAUUCAAUACGUAACACUGAACAGUAACGAUUAACCCUUUGCGGGUGAAGAUUCCUUGAAAUAUAGAAAACCAUCAGCAGAUGAAGCCAAAUUACAUCGAUCGCUUAGAUAAUUAAAAAACGAAAACUACCUACUGAUCUCCUACCUAUCUGAUCUCGCGAAAAUGCCGACGUCCGCAAAGGGUUAAAUGAACACGAUAUUCUUCGAUUUAUCCCGAGUAUCGUAUCAGAAUAAAAAACACCCAGGGAUCGCAUUGAAAAAACGCACGAAGAUCGUUACGUUAGUCCGUGUAAUCCUUUGUGUUAUCUAAGGUUCCCGUUACACCCGACCAAACGAGCGAAAGAUUCUCACCGCUGGUACCGUGCACAUCCGGCCUGCCACCGGCACGGAUCAUUCGCGGUUCACCCUAUUCGUCCGUUUCACGUGCGGAACGCAACGGCGGCCGGUUUGUUAUCGAAUCGUGAUUAUUAUGUGGAACGUUAACGAGGUUGUGCGACGAGUCGGAAUGCGGCCGAAACGCCGGUAUCGAGAAUGCAGACGGGGAUGCCUCGAAUUUGAGGAAACGAACGAAGGAGAAAAGUACUCGUCUUUCCACCUGUAAACAACUAUCGGAGGUACAUCAUACACCAGCUGGUGCAGGAUCGCUUCGAGGAUCUGCACACGUUCUCGAUCGGUCAGGGAUCGGACAGGCGGACCGUCGUGUGCUACAAGACUGAUUUGAUAAGGGACCCGAAAUUGAAUGGUGUGCAGUGUAAGUUGAAUUCGAAAGUUACUGACACGCUGUUAGAGAUGGGCGCUGAUGGCCAGCGGUCACCCUCCGCUUCGCCAGAACGUGUUCGAGUCCAGAGACCAGUAAAAGCAGCACCAGCAGUUGAAAUCUAUAGACCACCAGCUGCCAGGAGAGCUAGGAAUGAACAGGCAAACACAGAUCAAGCUCAACUGCAACCAACUACUGAGUCAUCUUCUAAUGCAAAAGCUGCUCGACAAAGGAGGCCAGACCGUGCUGUGUAUGUUCCAAGGCAUAGAAGGAGUUUGGAAACCGAAGGGAGCCCACAGCCUUCAGAAUCUACUCGUCCGAGCCGUACAACUAAAGAGACUUCAAUAUCAACCUCCUCGUCAUCUCAUGGACAAUCAAAAUCAAAUUUAAACCUUAAAGAAAUAGACUCUGAUAGUCAGCAGACUGCAGAAUGCGCAAAGAAGGGAUCAAAUACGUGCUCUGAUAAAUGUCAGAGCAACCUAGAGAAUGAAGUUGAUCAGUGUCUUCAGACAGACUCGAAAGAGAAUGACUCCUUGGGCUCUUCAGUUGUGUCUGACACUGAACUCUGUAAUCAAGAAAAGUCAGAGCAACUGAAUAGCGCGAGCGAGGACGUGCCAAACAGACCAGACAGUUCUACCGUUCCGGACGUGAAACGCGACGGAACCGAUACGAUUCAGCCGCAAUCUGUUAAAGCGGAAGAAUCGUCUAGUAGUAGUAGUGAGGAUAAGGCUAGUUUAGAUUCAGUUGAAGCGUGUGUACAUAACGAAGUGAAUGUUAACGAAGAGGUAAAGAGAUCUGAUGAACAUAAGGAUAAUGUUGUUACGAUAUCCACGUCGAAUAAUAAUAAAAAGAACGAUGUACUUUCGAAGAAGGAUAAAAUAGCGAAUAAGAAAAACACGCGAAUAAUUCGUUGCAAUAUGGUGUCGGAUGUUUUGAUUAUCUCGGACGUAGAGAAAAAAGAACCCUCGCCCGUUAAGGAGGUGACGCCGCCGCUUGUAUCACCACCGGAGAAGAAAGUGAAGAAAGUUGAAAGACCGAAGAGUAAACCGGCGCCGCCGCCAUCUCCGCCGGUUAAAAAAAUGAACAGAGACGAGUGCGACUGGGAUAGUUUGUUUGAUGACAACGGCGACUGUUUGGACCCAACCCUCAUAGAGGAGCUGACGACGGCAGUGGGCGACGUUAUGAUAGAACAACCAAAAAGCGAUUACAAAGCGUAUACCAAGCACAUCGAAGUGUCCAGCGACGAAUUUGCUCACGUUGUAGAGAUAUACAAUUUCCCCUCAGAAUUUAAGACUAGCGAUCUAGCAGCCGUUUUUAGCCCUUUUAAAAAUGGCGGCUUCGAAUUGAAGUGGGUAGACGAUACCCAUUGUCUUGGAGUGUUUAGUAGCCCUCUUGUCGCCGCAGAGGUUUUGGCGUCGGAUCAUCCGUUUGUGAAAACAAGACCAUUGAGCGAAGCUACGGCACUAAGUAAAACGAAAGCCAGGAGAAGCGCUGAAUUUUUACAACCCUACAGAAGUCGCCCGGAAACGUGUGCUGCGUUGGCCAGGAGAUUGGUCACGGGUGCUCUAGGUGUAAAGUUAGCUACAGCUAGGCAAGAACGGGAACAUGAAAAGAAUAUUCUGCGUGAAGCUAAAGAGAAACGUAGAUUAGCGAACAAACAACGGGAAGACGUCUGGGAAGGCAUAAUUCCCGAAAAGUAGCAUUAUCUUUUGGUAAUGUAACGUUACAUGGAAAAUGACUUACAUCAUAUGUAAGUGUUAUGACAUUUACAUGCAUUUGUGCCUUACUCAUCUAUUUUUCAUCUAUGACAAACUCAUUUGUCGAGUGCUGAUUUGGCUAUUGGUUUCGGGAACACACAUGGGGAUAACUUUCGCCAAUAGAUGAGUGCGGCAUGACGAUGGUAUCGCUUACGACUGGUAAAAUGAGUUUCCAGCGUUUGUUUCGUUUCUACAUAUAUACGCAUAUCACAAUUGUCCAGACUAGUUGAAUACGAGCGUGCCUGUUGCACUAUUUUCUAACGGAAAGGUAUCAAGUAUUUUAAGUGAUAUUCUUAGGCAGGACGGUUUACAGUCCCGUUAUUAGAUCAACUAUAGGAACAGAUGUAGAAACAUUUUACGAUACGGUUAUAUUCUUACCUCGACAGUUGCCUCUGUUAAAAAUUUAUAUAUGCGACAACAAACAAUUGCUGUGUCGUGCAAUGAUAAUACGAGACAAUAAGUUAGAAUCGUAGAAGAUAUGAUAUUCUUUAUGAUAUAUGCACGCGUGCGCAUGCGCAUACAUCGAUUUUGCUACAGUGAUAUGUAAUCAAAAUGUGUCUUCACAGAGUUAUGAUUUUCACUAUGGAACUAUUAAUGAUAUACGAGGUGGCAUUUCAUUAUUGUCUGUGCAACGUAGGAUUAUUGUAGUUGUGAAUUAUAUGCCACUUAUAUACAUAUAUAUUUCUGUUAUAUGAAUGUUAAAAUCUGACGCACAAUCAUAAUAUCUACACAUAUUACAAACUUAUUAUGCAAAAAAAAAAGAGAACUCAGAACUGCAGAUUGUAUUUUUAUAUA